GUUUGUUUUCUGCUGCACGUAAUCGAGCUAAACUCAUAAUUGAUGCGAUUUUAGCAUACACGUUUAUUUUAUUCUUUUAAAGCAAUAAAUUACCAUUGAAAAUGUUCAAUAAGAAAAUAAUUACCUUUUUACAAAAAGGUUGGUUAGAGGUAUUGAAUAUUGUAAUCUGGGAAUGACAAGAGUAAAUCAUAAUAUAGUGUUAGCUGAUGAAUGCAAUGUUUACAAAUGGGACAAGUAAGUUAUAAAAUGCAAAACAGUUUUAUUGCUUCGUGUAAUGUCUUAAUGGAGUAAUAUAAUUAAAUAAAAACUCGUUACAGCUUAUAAAGACGUGUACCGUUAAAGACGAGCAAAUUAGUUUUUUUAUAAAAAAAUGAAGAAGUACUUUCAAGCUUUUUUAGCCAUCAAUGUAUUAUAUAUAACAAGUUUUUUAAUUUAUCAGAGAUUCUUUAAAACACAUGGGGACAACAGAAAAGAUGUGCCGCGGCAGGUCGUAGAAUCAAUCGUCAAUUCACAAGAAUACAUUGCCAUCAAAUCUAAGCAAGAAAUACUACUUUACCCUUCGAGUCGGAAUGACAAACAUAAAGAUCAUGAAUCAAGAGAACUAAAAAGGAAGGCAUUUGCAGGAAGGUCUCAUAACAACAUGAACGAAAAACCUAAAGUAAUAAAUCCUUUCACGUUGCCGAAAAUCAACAAAAAUAGUGAAGUUCUUUUGGUAACACAAAAGCCAGUUACGGGAACGUCUUCACAAAAACAAAACGAAAUAAAAAUGUCUGAAACAGCACCAAGUAAGCUUCCAAGCGAAAAACCUAAAAACAACGCUGUUACGCAUCCUGCAGUAGGAACUGACAGUUUUCCCAACUUGAAAACACUUAGUGAUUUUUUUAUCUCGAGACAUGGAUCUGUAUUUAAGGAGUAUUCAGAUUCUCUUCCUGCUCACUCAGUGAAAAAUACAGAUGGUUACUACAAUCUGGUGGUACAAAGUGCGAAUCUUGGAAUUGGCUAUCGUAUGUUUAUAUACGCUGCUGGUUAUGGCAUUGCUAAGAAAUCAAACAGGACAUUAAGAUACCAAAUUCUAGCCAAAGAACAACUGGUAAAUACUUUUAAUAUAUUUCAAAGAGAAUCAUAUAACAGCUCUUUUAAAUGGAAAAGUUAUUUACAUUUGGGAACGAAAUUAUGUUGCAAGUAUUAUCCGCAGACGAGAGAGUUACCUGAAGAGAAUAUAUUUGUCGAAGGAUAUUUACAAAGUUGGAAAUAUUUUCACGAGUACAAAAAAGACAUUCUAAAAGAAUUUACAUUUAAGGAUGAAAUUGCAACAAAAGCACAGUCCUUUUUAACAACAACUAUGCAAAACCGAAGUGAAAAUGUAGUACCAAUUGCAAUACAUAUCCGAAGAAAUGACAUGAUGUCCAAGGGUAAUGCAAAAUUUAGUUAUUCUGUUGCUGAUAAAAGCUACCUUGAUCGAGCUAUUGCGUAUUUUAAGAAGAAAUUUAACUGCAUAUUUAUUGUUGCAAGUCGAGAUAUGGCAUGGACUAAAGAAAAUUUAAAAGAAUAUAAAUCACAGACUGUCUUUUGCGAUGGCAAUUCUGCGGAAGUUGACCUAGCCAUUCUUUCAUCGUGCAAACAUAUGAUCACCAGUGUUGGGACAUAUAGUUGGUGGGCUGCUUAUUUAACUGGGGGUGAGGUUGUGUAUUACAAGGACUGGCCGAGGAAAAAUAGUACUCUUUCUUCGUACGUAAACCAUGACGACUACUUUCCACCUGAAUGGAUUGGAAUGUAAAUAUGCAAUACUGAAUGUAAGAACGUUUCAAGGAAUAAAUUUUGGGUUUUAA
Molecule: messenger RNA, 1829 nt
Organism: Hydractinia symbiolongicarpus
Lineage: Eukaryota; Metazoa; Cnidaria; Hydrozoa; Anthoathecata; Hydractiniidae
Product: galactoside alpha-(1,2)-fucosyltransferase 2-like
Exons: 1
Coding region: 371-1777 (468 amino acids)
Biological process (GO): carbohydrate metabolic process
Cellular component (GO): membrane
Molecular function (GO): galactoside 2-alpha-L-fucosyltransferase activity
Source: RefSeq, a predicted model, not a curated record